Messenger RNA from Lachancea meyersii CBS 8951, 1770 nucleotides. NCBI's taxonomy places the organism in Eukaryota, Fungi, Ascomycota, Saccharomycetes, Saccharomycetales, Saccharomycetaceae. The record is from the annotation of a GenBank genome assembly.
AUGGGAUCUUCAAUAAACUAUCCGGGGUUUGUCAGUAAACCCAAUCAGACCGUCACACCUAGCCCCAUUUUCCAUAGGGAAAACGUGAAAUCCAAGCAAGGUGCUGCACGGUCGAAGCUUUCGCUGGCUUUGCAGAUUCAGAAGACUGACAAUGAUGAGGGCCCAGAGCCCUUGCACAAAGAUGGCGCAGAAGGCGCAGAUUCUGAUUCGGACUACUCGUCGUGUGACGAGAAAAACGAGGAAAGUCUUAUAGACUACAAGCCUGGCGGGUACCACCCAGCCUUUCGUGGCGAAACUUACAACAACGGCAGGUACGUCUUGGUGCGUAAAUUGGGCUGGGGCCAUUUUUCAACGGUUUGGCUUGCCAAGGAUACGGUUAGUCAUGCUCACGUUGCCAUGAAAGUGGUGCGUAGCGACAAAGUCUACACGGAGGCGGCUCUGGAUGAGAUUAAGCUUCUCCAACGAGUAAGCACCCGAGACGGCUCGCUCGGGGCAUUUUACGACGCUUCCAAACACAUUCUCAGUCUUUUAGACAACUUUAAUCACACUGGUCCCAAUGGGAAACACGUCGUCAUGGUCUUCGAGGUGCUGGGAGAAAACUUGCUGGCAUUGAUUAAAAAGUACGAGCAUCGUGGUAUACCUGCGAUGUACGUGAAGCAAAUAGCGAAGCAAUUGUUACUGGGACUCGACUACAUGCAUAGAAAGUGUGGGGUAAUUCACACAGAUAUAAAGCCCGAAAACGUUUUGAUGGAAGUCAGGGACGUUGAGGCGAUAGUGAAAAUGGUCGAGUUUUUGGAUAAACAGAAGCGCGAUCAAAGAAAGGUCCAUAGACGCGCGACGAAGUCGUCAGUAGACACGCCCAUUGCCACUAAUGUUUCUUCGAGAAGCAGCCCGUCAGUCUCGCGAGAGAGGGCAAGUGGUCGCAAAGUAAGAAGACAUACAUUGAUCACUGGCUCUCAGCCACUGCCCUCUCCCUUGAGCUCAACAAAUUUUUUUGAAAUGAAGGCACAAAUGAUGGGUCAAUCACUACCCAGACCAAUGCCAUCUACAUCCAAGAGCAACACAUCAGGUGGUGAGGAGGAGCAGGUUACCAAUUCGCUGUCGUCGCUGGAAAUCUCAAGCUGCACCGAUGACCGCGUUGAAGAAGAAAUACGGACUGAGACAGAUGUAAUUCAAAUCAGAAUAGCCGACCUCGGUAAUGCAUGCUGGUUCGAUGAGCAUUACACAAACUCCAUUCAGACACGCGAGUAUCGGUCGCCAGAGGUUAUUGUUGGAAGCGAGUGGGGAUGCAGCGCCGAUAUAUGGUCUGCGGCCUGUCUGAUUUUCGAAUUGCUGACCGGCGAUUUUCUUUUUGAACCUGAUGAAGGGCAUUCCUACAGUAAAGACGACGAUCACAUUGCACAGAUCAUAGAGCUUCUAGGCGACAUACCGGUACAAUUGCUAAAGACCGGCCGCCACUCUCGGACGUUCUUCAACUCUCGUGGCCAGCUGAGAAAUAUCUCCAAAUUGAAGUUUUGGCCGCUCAAGGACGUGCUACACGAAAAGUACAAGUUUUCCGUGGAAGAGGCCCAGACCAUAUCGGAUUUCUUGCUGCCUAUGCUACGACUUAACCCUAAAGAACGAGCAGAUGCAGGUGGUAUGGUAAAUCACCCUUGGUUGAACGACACUGUGGGUCUAAAUGGCGUGAAACUCGAUGAACGCGAACUCUACGGCGGUGGUGCAGACAUUCCUGGCUGGUACCGAGAGGUUGCAGGGCAACCUAGACAUUAA